GGAGUUAAACAGGGCAAAGAUCACACACACACUCCCAGGUAGCACUUAUCUGGCAAAGCCUGAACAGUAUAAAUGCACAAUUUAAAAUGCGUCUCUUCACAUGUAUGGGAUCUGUCAGUCACUCCAGCAGGUAAUCCUGAGCAGCUGUUGAUUCAUCAGCAAUCUCUUGGACACCUCCAGGCACCGGGCACGGGCCAUGGCGACCACGGACACAAGCAGCAAUGUGCACCAUCGCAACACCUCAACAUCCCAGAGAGACCACCCCACAGAAAACGGAGUUUCAACCCCUGUGAAACUUGCCGAGCUCCAGCUGGAGGAUUUAAGACUCUGGAGGAAGCAUAUGGAGCAAGUGAAGGUGGGCGUUCUCGAGGAGGUUCAGGAACAAAUCAGUGGCCUGCUGGACAGGACCAUCAAAGAGUCUGUGGAGUCCUUCUCCAAGCACACCAACUCACCUGUGGACAGGAAAGAGCCGAAGAAUGCUUCCCGAUUACACAAGCCAGGGGAUGGAAAAGCCUUCAUUGCCAGACAAUCCUUAUUAGAUGAGCUCUUUGAGAUCAGUCACAUCAGGACCAUCUACCACAUGUUCAUUGCUGUCCUGUUCCUCUUCAUAAGCAGCACCAUAGCUGUGGACUACAUCGACCAGGGCAGACUGGUGCCCGAGUUUGACCUCUUCUUCUAUGCCUUCGGGCAGCUGUCGGUGGUGGUGUGGUCCUGGCUGCUCAUGUUCAGCUACACGUUGCUGGGGCCCUACUUUGCGCUGUGUGUGUGGGGAGAACUGUACCACAGCAGUGGCUGGAGGGUCCUGGUGUCUAUCACGGCAGGCCUGCUGCUGGCAGUGGCGGAGACUGCACUGCUGCUCGUGUUCCCCGUCUAUGUGAUCCUGCACCACCAACUCCCUCCAGCCUCACGAUUCAUCCUCGCCAUCGAGCAGAUCAGAUUCUUUAUGAAAAGCUACUCUUUCAUCCGCGAGACCGUUCCUGCUGUCAUCCAGAACAAGCCCAAGGAAGGAUGUCCUCCAAAAACACCCACGCUGUCCAGUUACCUUUAUUUUCUGUUUGCUCCCACUCUGAUAUUCCGGGAGUCUUACCCCAGAAACCCCUACAUUAGGUGGAACUACAUUGGAUUAAAUUUGUUCAAGAUUAUGAGCAGUAUAUUCUAUUUGAAUUUCAUCCUUGUCCGGCUGUGCAUUCCUGUGUUUACAAAUGAGGACAACAAACCCUUCACCACAAGGACACUGGUGCUUGCCAUGUUUCAUGCGUCAUUUCCAGGUAUGCUGAUGUUUCUUCUCGGCUUCUAUGCCUUCCUCCACUGCUGGCUCAACACCUUUGCAGAGCUGAUGCGAUUCGCUGACAGAAUGUUCUAUCAGGACUGGUGGAACUCAACUUCUUUUGCCAACUACUACCGCACGUGGAACAUAGUGGUGCAUGACUGGCUGUACUAUUACGGAUACAGAGACUUCCUUGUGCUGUCCAAGCGAAAGUUCCGCUCUGCAGCCAUGUUGGGCGUGUUUGCCGUCUCUGGUCUGGUGCAUGAGUAUGCCCUGACGAUGCUCCUCGGCUUCUUCUACCCAGUCAUGUUCUGCACAUUCGCAGGUUUUGGAAUGAUGUUCAACUUUGCCAUAAAUGACAAACGCAAGAGUCACUUCUGGAACAUCAUCAUGUGGACCUGUCUUAUGUUUGGCCAAGGGAUUCACGUGUGUUUGUACUGUCAGGAGUGGUACGCCCUCAUCCACUGUCCCCGUACUGGGACUAGCUUCUGGGAACUAGUGACACCAAGAUCCUGGUUUUGUGACUACAAGUAAAUCCAAGUGAGGACCCUCUGAUGAAUGAAAGCUUCAACCAGAGAGGGUUAUCAAUUAAUCAGUAAUCAAGGAUCUUUGCUUCAAGGAGCCAAAAGUACACAUCUGUUUUUUUUUUCUUCUGCCUUAACUGUAUAUAUUUAUACACAAUGUCUCGUUUGGAUCUUCUUAGGAUCAUUCUUGAAUAAUUCAUAUGUAUGAUUACAUUGUACAUAGUCUGUCUAGGAGAUGUUUAUUAUUAUGUAUUAUUCAUGUGCACACAUUUGAUCAUAUCAAUAAAACAAUGAACAGAACAAUAAAAUAUGUUCAUACUUUUAAAGGUAGCCUAGUCUGGUAUUGAUCAUAAAUAUAUACAUAAUGAUGAAAUGAGUUCAAUUGGUCAAAAGUAAAGUGUAUACAAAAGCAA
This is a messenger RNA of Alosa sapidissima (American shad), 2204 nucleotides long. It is a transcript of the gene soat2, whose product is annotated as sterol O-acyltransferase 2. Gene Ontology annotation, cellular component: endoplasmic reticulum membrane. Bases 197 to 1801 code for a protein of 534 amino acids. Lineage: Eukaryota; Metazoa; Chordata; Actinopteri; Clupeiformes; Clupeidae. Gene Ontology annotation, biological process: cholesterol efflux; cholesterol metabolic process. The transcript has 16 exons. The record is from RefSeq and is a predicted model, not a curated record. Gene Ontology annotation, molecular function: cholesterol O-acyltransferase activity; fatty-acyl-CoA binding; cholesterol binding.